AUGAUGAUGAUGAACCGUGUGAUGUGUGUGUUGGCUGUUGUGCUGUGCUGUGCCUGCGGGAAUACCAUGACGGCUGCUGCUGCUUUACAGCCAAAAGCGGUGAUGGCGAAUACUGGACUUCCUGAUGAAUUGAAGAAUAUCGUGGGUAGUGAGUAUCCUUCUGCUGGUGAGUUUCCUUAUGUUGAAAAGAGUACAGGAAUUAAUGAUUACUUUAAAAAAAAAAUAAGGAGGCAAAACAUGACAAGUCUAAAGAUGCGAGACAGGAGGAUCCGUCAUUAUCUUCAACAAGGGCGGGGGCACAGAAUCAUGUUGUAUCUUCUGGUGGUGAUACUUCUCAUAUUAAACAGGGUGAAACUGAAACGGAAGUAG
Messenger RNA from Trypanosoma theileri, 369 nucleotides. RefSeq lists its product as uncharacterized. The transcript has a single exon. NCBI's taxonomy places the organism in Eukaryota, Euglenozoa, Kinetoplastea, Trypanosomatida, Trypanosomatidae. The coding region runs from base 1 to 369 and encodes 122 amino acids. The record is from RefSeq and is a predicted model, not a curated record.